CUUUGCAUUUUGAUCUACAUCGUGAUUUCUGAAGCACCUUAUUUCAUAUAGCAAUAUAUGUUAUAUUUAUUACUUUAUUUAAAUUACCUAUUACUGUAAUAAUUUUUUUUAUAACAACCGAUUAAUACCUAUAUAAAAUAUUUUGUUUUUUAAAUCUAUACAAUUAAUUAAAGAUUGAUUAACCAACAUAUCAUUAAGUAUUAUAAUAUACAUAUAGUAGGUACAAACUGUACAAUGUACAAUGCUCAUUAUAAUAUCAUAUGUAAAUGAUUAUACAUAAUAAUAGUCAACAAAUUGUCAAGUUGAUAUGUUACCUACUCUACUAUACCUAUAUCGUUUGAAUUAAUAUAAAAAUAUAAUACAACAUAACGUGAUCGAUUAAAAAUAGUGUAUCAAACGUCAAGUCGAGUAAAUGUACAUAUUUGAUGUUUUUUUAACUUAAUAAAGUAUUCAUUUUCCGUUUUUAGUAUAUGGGUAUUAAGGGUCAGAAUAGAUAUAGGUAUCAUACUAAUUACUAUAUUAUACAUACACACACACAUACACACAUACACACAUACAUACAUACAUACAUACAUACUUAUAUCAAUACAUCAUACAUACCGCCUACAUACAUAAGAUAAGUGAAACGAAACAAAAUUAAAUGUGACGAAGUCUCAAUCAAACUGGACACUUCUGACCAAACGUAUAUCAUCACUCAUAAGUCAUAGCGUAAGAAUACUUGAGGUUAUAUAUCAUAUUAUUAGCAUUUGCUAUAUAUCGUUACAUAUUAUAUUAUAACCUGCAGGUAUAAUAAGGGCAUGAAUACACAAACAUCUAUUAUCGGAGCUGUUUAUUAUAGAUCUCUCAAACGUCGUCCGUCACAAUAAUAAAUGGUAAUAAGUAAUAAUAAAAUGUUGGUUUAUUGGCCGAUCACGUUGUUUUGGAAGGUUUUUGGUGUGUUCCCGGCAAGCGUGCAGGGUGGCCGCCGGAACAGUAACACGUCACUUCCGAUACUGUCCACCGUGCUGCUGUUGGCAUCGAGCUUAUACGCGCUGUUCGCGGGGACGGUGGUCGUGUGCCGGAUCGGCGAAAAGUGCACCAGCGAGUCGAUCAGGAUCCUGAAACAGAUCUACCCGGGCAUAUUGAACGUGACGUCGAUGCUGUCGAGGAUCGCUCUAUCGUACUCGGUUACGGUGGGAUUUGACAAGUACACGGAAACGAUGGAGUGCUACGAAACGUACUCGCCCACGACGGCGGCCGAGGCCAGCCGGUACAAGGUGUUCACGGCCGCGGCUGUGUGCGCAUGCAUGCUGCUGGUCAUACCGGUCAAUGCGAUGCGGUUAUGGAUUCUGUGGACGGACAGCGUUGACCCUACGCUGGCGAUCGUCCAUUACACGUUCAUCUACGUCCAGAACUUGACCAUGUGCUGUUCUGAGACGCAAUUCGCUGAACAGUGUUUCGUGUUGUAUGACAAGCUGAAAACUGUCAACGACGACGUAACCGUGCUGGGCGGGCCCGCAGGGUUGGCACGUUUUUCGAGACACUUCCGCGCGACCGCUGCAGCAACACCCGAUGCGCCCGGCACUGCAGCUGCACUCGCGUCACCCGGUGCUGCGGACGGCGCACAUGCAGCGGUCGCGGACCGUGCGGUGCAGGACCCGUUGGGCAGCGUUGUGGCGGCAACCGUCACAGUCGAGACGCUGCGGAUCAGACACUGGCUGCUGCGCGAAGCUAUCAGCUGUCUGAACCGGCUGUUCGGUGUGCAGCUGGGCAUGUCGGUGUGCGCGCUGUGCGUGAUGUCAUUUUUUGACAUAUAUUACGAGACGUUUCACGUGAUGGGUGAAUACAUAAUGUCUAACUUCAUCAUAUACUCCUGGAUGCUGCACUACGCAGUGCGAUACGUGGGCAUCAUCCUGAUGUCACAUUACACCACGAAGCAGGCUCUUUAUACAAAGACACUUAUAGCAAACUUAAAAAGUAAUUGCUUGGACUGUAGUAUAAAUCAAGAGCUUCAUUUGUUUUUGGAUCAACUUUCUCAUAGUUCUGUCGAAUUCACAGCAUGCGAUAUAUUUACGUUAAAUAUUCGUCUCAUUAUUUCAACUUUUGCUGCUGGUUUGACUUAUCUUGUCAUCUUGAUACAAUACCAGACAAACAUGAAAGUAUGAAAAGUUUCACAUACAGAUUAAAACUAUCAACUUGGUGUGAAAUAUUACGUUAUUUUAUAAGUAGUUUUUUACAUUUAAGUUUAUGCUGUAGUUGUAUUAUACUAUUAUGUAGGUAAAUACUAAAUAGGUAAUAUAUUAUACAGAAUUGUAAUAUAGAUCAGUAGUCGGUACCUACCUACAAAAUAUAAAUAUAUGAUAUAAUUGUAUGCCAUGAAAAUAAUGUGUAAUUAAAAUUCAACAAAUAUUAUCUUUUUAAAAUACAACAUUGAUCGUAGUAAUUAUAGUUACCUACCUAAUUAUAGAUGUAAAUCAAGUACAUAACCUAGAAUCUAGAUGAUAGUUCAAUAUUCCUAUUAACUAUAUUAAGUAUUAACCCGGAAUUAUAAAUCGUUCAGAAUGAUUGUACCUAUAUUAUAAUUUAUAUUAUACAUUUUAGAUUUUGUGCAUUAGAAAUAGUUAAUAAAGCGAAGUAUAUUUUACGAUUAUAUUUAUUUAGGCUAUUACUGU
Metopolophium dirhodum (rose-grain aphid) is the source of this 2651-nucleotide messenger RNA. RefSeq lists its product as uncharacterized. The coding region runs from base 870 to 2144 and encodes 424 amino acids. The transcript has 4 exons. Gene Ontology annotation, biological process: sensory perception of taste. The record is from RefSeq and is a predicted model, not a curated record. Gene Ontology annotation, cellular component: dendrite; axon; membrane. Lineage: Eukaryota; Metazoa; Arthropoda; Insecta; Hemiptera; Aphididae.